Podospora pseudocomata is the source of this 2390-nucleotide messenger RNA. RefSeq names its product Sorting nexin, cytoplasm-to-vacuole targeting pathway/endosomal sorting (gene ATG20). Lineage: Eukaryota; Fungi; Ascomycota; Sordariomycetes; Sordariales; Podosporaceae. Gene Ontology annotation, biological process: retrograde transport, endosome to Golgi. The record is from RefSeq and is a predicted model, not a curated record. Gene Ontology annotation, molecular function: phosphatidylinositol binding. The transcript has 5 exons. The coding region runs from base 371 to 2218 and encodes 615 amino acids.
GCCUCACAUCGAUCCAAGCUUGUGUUCGGCCCACCCUCCACCACAACCACUACCACCACCACUGUACUCCUCGGUAGCAGCCACACGCAGCCUUAACACAUUUGACUUCUGCUGUCUUUGCAUGAAAAACGCCGACAAAAAUCAUCUCUGAGCCUUUUGUGAACACGUCUUGUCCAUAACCACCACCUCGUGCCCCCCUGCUCAACUGUCGCAAACCUCCACGAUCAAUCCCUGCCCUCGUCUGCCCCGCAGACAAGUAGCUGUUGGCUUUCGCAGUGCUGUGAUCCCGGCGAGCUUGCGCCAGCUGCCCUUUCACAUUGCCCACCACCCUUCUCAUCCCUUCCAGCACCGCAGUGCGUGACGCCGAGCCAUGUGGAACGACGAUGAAGACAAUAACCCCUACGGCGGAAGCUUUGAGCGCCGGGACUCGUUUGCUUCCUCCGCCAACCCUUCGUCCCCUAUCACCCGAGAUUAUCGAUACGACCCCCCACAGACGCCAUCUUCGACCGGCGAUGAAGCUCCUCCACACCACGAGCAUAGCGAUCUAGAGAGCGAUGAGGAGGAUUAUGGCCGUAAUCAGGACGAGCUUGUGCCACGGCGGAAACCGGGGGGUUAUGAUAGUCGGGUGGAACAGAUGCUUUAUGAGCAUCCGGAUAUGCCUAUUCUGAUCACAGAGGCGGGGAAGAGCUCGGAGAAUGGGAGAUAUAUCGUUUAUACCAUCAAGACUGGGGAGCUUAUAGUGCGCCGACGAUACUCGGAAUUUGCCUCCCUGAGAGAUGCCCUCACGAGACUACACCCAACACUUAUUAUUCCGCCAAUUCCAGAGAAGCACACCAUGGCUGACUAUGCCGCCAAUCCUACCAAUGCGAAGCAAGACCAUCAAAUAAUCGACUUGAGAAAACGCAUGCUGGCCGUUUUCUUGAACCGCUGCAGACGUAUGGAUCAAGUUCGCACAGAUGGCGUUUGGUGGCGGUUUCUCGAUCCCAAUUCCAGCUGGAACGAGGUCCUGAACUCGCACCCUGUAGCUUCGAUUCCCAAGUCUAUCAUGAAGGCACCACCACUUGAUCCCGCUAACCCGACUCCUGGCCAUAACUAUCUCCCAGUACCAGCUAGUUCGGCCAAGCUCCGCACUGGUCCAGCUACAUCUGCGGAUAGUUCAACUGGUGCUCAGCCAUUUGCGCGUUUCCCGCCAGAGAACGCCAACUUGAGCGAGCAGGAGCUUGAUCCUUACUUUUUGGCCUUUGAAGCCUCCAUCAAGGAACUCGAAACUCUGCUUACAGGACCGAUGGAGAAGGUCAAUAGGCGAACACUGGCCCAUUUGUCCUCUUUGGCAAUGGAUCUGCAGGAGCUGGGUGCUAAAUUCAAUGCCUUUGCACUUUCGGACACAAACUCGCCGCUGGACCUAUCAAUUGAGAGAAUAGGCCAAGCAGCGGACUCGUCUUACAUCGCCACGGAAGAGCUGGCGAACUCUCUGGGGGCCAGCUUUGCUGAGCCCAUGCGGGAGAAUGCACAGUUUGCGGGAGUGAUUCGUAGUGUGCUGAGAUACAGGGUGUUGAAGAGGGUACAACAGGAAAUGACUACGGACGAGCUCAACAAGAAACGCGUGCUUCUGGAUCAGCUGGAGCGCAGCGAGGCGGAAGCCAGGAGGAUUGACCAGUACCUGAGCAGCAGCCAGCAGAUCCAGCCUCCGAGACGAUCGACCAGCACAAGAGAGCCCCAAUCACAGCACCGUCGUGACGGCAGCAACGAAGACACGGCGUCGAUUGAUUCCGAUUUCCCCCCUACUCAUGCGGACAUCGCGGCGGCACCAUCUGCCAAGAUUGGAGCGCCAGAGCGAGCCACGCCGGCCCCGGGCCAUAAGAAGGCACCGAGCAGCGGGAUCUCUAUUACGAACAAGAUAUUUGGUCCGUUGCGCCAUGCUGUCCAGGGUGUGGUGGACGCGGAUCCGGAGAGGACGAGACGGGACAUGAUUGGGAAGACGAGGGAAUCAAUUCAGCAGCUGGAGCAGGCUCAGGUGGCGUCUGCACAGGAUGUCAGGGAUGCUAGCGCGAGUGUGCUGAAGGAUCUGAAGAGGUUUCAAAAGGAGAAGGAGGAUGAUUUGAAGCGGUAUAUGCUUGCGUAUGCAAAGAGCCAAAUCGAGUGGGCCAAGAAGAACAAGGAGACGUGGGAGGAGGCCAAGGUUGAGGUGGACAAGAUUGAUGAGUCUUGGGUGCGGUAGGUGAAGGGAAAGAAGAGGACAGGAAUCGGGAAAAGGAAGGAAAAGGAACUACAGAUGAUGCGCUGGCCAAGAAGGUUGGGGCGACGGCGCUUUAAUGUAUUGUAUGGACUGCCAGGGUUUGGUAGAGCAGAGUUAUGAAUCAGGACUUGCGGUGCAUUACUGCCAUAUUUCA